Stegostoma tigrinum is the source of this 1255-nucleotide messenger RNA. RefSeq names its product phospholamban (gene pln1). The transcript is spliced from 2 exons. Gene Ontology annotation, molecular function: ATPase inhibitor activity; enzyme regulator activity. Gene Ontology annotation, cellular component: sarcoplasmic reticulum; membrane. Gene Ontology annotation, biological process: negative regulation of calcium ion import into sarcoplasmic reticulum; negative regulation of heart rate; negative regulation of ATPase-coupled calcium transmembrane transporter activity. Bases 182 to 340 code for a protein of 52 amino acids. Lineage: Eukaryota; Metazoa; Chordata; Chondrichthyes; Orectolobiformes; Stegostomatidae. The record is from RefSeq and is a predicted model, not a curated record.
AAUAAACUUUUUGCCAUUCAGAGGGAAGCUGUACAGUCCUUCAGAGCUCCCUGAUCACAGCCAUCCGGCAGCUCAUAUCCCCAACGCACCGAGAUCUUCUAGAGAACAGAAGCAUCUUCUGCAUUUUCUACAACCUCUUACACUUGUCUUCAUACCUCUUAUAACCUCUGCUUGCAUCAGCAUGGAUAAGGUUCAGCAGAUAACCCGCUCUGCCAUGAGGAGAGCCUCUACAAUUGAAGUGAACCCACAAGCCCGUCGAAAUCUUCGGGAACUAUUUGUCAAUUUUACUUUGAUUCUCAUAUGCCUCCUUCUUAUGUACAUCAUAAAACUGCUAAUGUGAUUUUUCUACACACUUUCUCUGGGACAAUGGACUCUUGUUUAAUGGACUAUUUUGUCUCUCUAUGGAACCUUGCCAUGAUUUAGUAUUUGUGUUGUUUCCAGAAUACUUAAUCAUGAGAAAAUAAGCUGUUGAAAAUGAGAUUUAAUGCAUUCUAGUCUUUGUUUAAUAUUAUUUUGAAUUUUGAAUAUUUUGAAAAGAGAGAAAACAUCAGUUUGGAUCAUUUAAAAUAUACAAGGAAUAAGUGCAUGUUACAGUAUUUUUUUUCUUGACCUGUAGCAUAAAUUAAAUUUACAAAGCUCUUAUUUUGUAUUAUCUGCCAUCUUUAAAAAGAGUACUGUCCAUUUCUGAUUCAAUGAAAAAAAUUCUCAUCUACUGCAAAUGACGCGUAUGUUGUCACCACAGCUCUUGUUGGUAGAUGAUGUACGGACGGAAAGUAGCUUCCAAAAAAGAAGACAUUCUGAAUUGGCUAGAACUGUGUAGACAAUCAUUGGGGAUUAUACACUUCACAUAUACCAAAUUACAAAUGAUUGUAAAAUGAUCAUUUCUGUUUUUUUCAUGACAGAUUUUUCAUUCCCAGUAAUGUACAUUUUGAGAAAGUUAGAGACCUGAAAAUAAAAACAUAUUUGUCGAUAAGGGAGAAGUAAUAUAACCUUCAUAUGUAUGUCCAAAUGUAUUGGCAAAUUAUUAUUUCAUAUCGAGUUAAUUUAUUUGAUGUCCUCUUAAUCUGUUGCAGUGUACUAUAAAUACUUGCACACUAGCCAAUUCUUGUUUAUGUGUGAGUAUGUGAAAAGUUAAAAAUUGAUCACCAAAUGGAUCUAAAUGAAGAACCCCCUUUGUCUUAUUUAAUAUCAGCUUUAUGGAAUACCAAUGCAUGGCAACAAUAAGCUGUUUCAUAAAAUAAAUCUGUCUGAACCA